CUGACAGGCCCCAUUCACUGCAGAGACACAUGUUGUUGAGAUCAGAGCUCAACCCGGCCUCAUUUAUAAGGAAGUGAAACUCAGACAGUCGUUGUCACUGAGAGGUGAAAUGGCGCAGAAAGGAGUUCAGCUGGACCGAGAAACCUUCUCUUGUUCCAUCUGUCUGGAUCUACUGAAGGAUCCGGUGACUACUCCCUGUGGACACAGCUACUGCAUGAACUGUAUUAAAAGCUACUGGGAUGAAGAGGAUGAGAAGAAAAUCCACAGCUGCCCUCAGUGUAGGCAGACCUUCACACCGAGGCCUGUCCUGGUAAAAAGCACCAUGUUAGCAGUUUUAGUGGAGGAACUGAAGAAGACUGGACUCCAAGCUGCUCCUGCUGAUCUCUGCUAUGCUGGACCUGAAGAUGUGGCCUGUGAUGUCUGCACUGGGAGAAAACUGAAAGCCCUCAAGUCCUGUCUGGUCUGUCUGGUUUCUUACUGUGAGAAACACCUCCAGCCUCAUUAUGAAUCACCUUCCUUUAAGAAACACAAGCUGGUGGACCCCUCCAAGAAGCUCCAGGAGAACAUCUGCUCUCGUCAUGAUGAGGUGAUGAAGAUGUUCUGCCGUACUGAUCAGCAGUGUAUCUGUUAUCUCUGCCCUGUGGAUGAACAUAAAGGCCACGACACAGUCUCAGCUGCAGCAGAAAGGACUGAGAGGCAGAGAGAGCUCGAGGUGAGUCGACAAAACAUCCAGCAGAGAAUCCAGGACAGAGAGAAAGAUGUGAAGGAGCUUCAACGGGAGGUGGAGGCUAUCAAUCGCUCUGCUGAUAAAGCAGUGGAGGACAGUGAGAAGAUCUUCACUCAGCUGAUCCGUCUCAUGGAGAAAAGAAGCUCUGAUGUGAAGCAGCAGGUCAGAUCCCAGCAGGAAACUGAAGUGAGUCGAGUCAAAGAGCUUCAGGAGAAGCUGGAGCAGGAGAUCACUGAGCUGAAGAGGAAAGACGCUGAGAUGAAGAAGCUGUCACACACAGAGGACCACACCCAGUUUCUACACAACUACCCCUCACUGUCAGCACUCAGUGAAUCUACAUCCAGCAUCAAUAUCCGUCCUCUGAGGUACUUUGAGGAUGUGACAGCGGCUGUGUCAGAGCUCAGAGAUAAACUACAGGACGUUCUGAGGGACAAAUGGACAAACGUCUCACUGACAGUGACUGAAGUGGAUGUUUUACUGCCACAACCAGAGCCCAAGACCAGAGCUGAACUCUUAAAAUAUUCACGUGAACUCACACUGGAUCCAAACACAGCAAGUACAUGGCUGUUAUUAUCUGAGGGGAACAGAAAAGUAACAAAAAUGAGUGAACAACAGUCUUAUUCUAGUCACCCAGACAGAUUCACUGGAUGUGUUCAGGUCCUGAGUAGAGAGAGUCUGACUGGACGUUGUUACUGGGAGGUGGAGUGGAGAGGGAGAGGAGUUAAUGUAGCAGUCGCAUACAAGAAUAUCAGCAGAGCAGGGUGGUCAGAUGAAUGUAGAUUUGGAUUCAAUGACAAAUCUUGGAUGUUAAAUUGUUUCACAAACAGUUAUAGCUUUUAUUACAACAGGGUCCACACUCCUGUCUCAGGUCCUCAGUCCUCCAGAGUUGGAGUGUAUCUGGAUCACAGUGCAGGUAUUCUGUCCUUCUACAGCGUCUCUGAAACCAUGACUCUCCUCCACAGAGUCCAGACCACAUUUACUCAGCCUCUCUAUGCUGGAUUUUAUCUUAAUUACAGUGUUGGAGACACUGCUGAGUUCUGUAAACUGAAAUAGACAGAAGUCAUUUCAGGGACUUUGAGUUAAACUCUGAGUUUUAAUCCUUAAACUGAUUUUGUCUUCAUGUUUGUUGCUGAGAGCUGAUUGUUGUGGCGUUUCUUCACUGCACAGAGAUCAGCUGUCAAUCAAACAUUGUGGGCGGUACUUUGACAUCUUCUCAUUAGUUGUCCUGUAAAUGUUUGAGAGAAAGAACCAGACCUUCCUUUAUCAGAGAUAUUUUGUACAUUUGUAAAGAAAUCUAUAAUCACAUUUAUUUGUUUGUUGUUGUUGAUCAAAUGGAUGUAUAAAUCAGGUUCUGUGAGGUAUUAUAAAACUGUAAUUAAUCAAUAAGGAGAUGAUUGAUUGUUUCCUUGUACAUAGCUGAGACUGUAAUCAAACAAACUGAUUGUGUGGAUGAAGUGAAUCUGUACAUGAACUCAUUGAACAAGAGUCAUUGAACAGACUUUACUGAUGGGACGUGUGAACAAACUGAAGCUUUACAUCAUGAAUAAACAAACAUGAACAAAG
This is a messenger RNA of Dicentrarchus labrax (European seabass), 2290 nucleotides long. Its product is annotated as tripartite motif-containing protein 16-like. The coding region runs from base 110 to 1780 and encodes 556 amino acids. The record is from RefSeq and is a predicted model, not a curated record. Gene Ontology annotation, molecular function: zinc ion binding; protein binding. The transcript has 3 exons. Lineage: Eukaryota; Metazoa; Chordata; Actinopteri; Moronidae.